Nanorana parkeri is the source of this 2318-nucleotide messenger RNA. RefSeq names its product proline rich 35 (gene PRR35). The transcript has 5 exons. Bases 165 to 2318 code for a protein of 717 amino acids. The record is from RefSeq and is a predicted model, not a curated record. NCBI's taxonomy places the organism in Eukaryota, Metazoa, Chordata, Amphibia, Anura, Dicroglossidae.
GUGAGUACAUUUUGGUGAGGGAGAAGAGCCAGCAAGGAGCUCAUCUGUCAAUACUGCACAUCAAUGUUGGUUAGCGCUGUCUGAAUGACAUAACCCUGUGUAGACUUGGGCAUAGCAACCUUUGUUUUCAUAAAGCACCCGGCUGUCGGAUCAAACUACGAGCCAUGUCUAAAGAUGAAGAAGUUGGCUGCAAGUUAAAUUCCACCUGUAAACAUAAAGAGCGAAAACCCAAAAAGCCUCAUUAUAUCCCUCGACCAUGGGGAAAGCCAUACAACUACAAAUGCUUCCAGUGCCCCUUCACCUGCAUGGAGAAGUCACACCUCUACAACCACAUGAAAUACAGUCUGUGCAAGAACUCAUUGUCCCUUCUAAUAGAAUCCGACUGGCCCUACAAGAAGAACAACUUUCUUGUCCCAGAAGUCACCCUGAAUCAUGAAGCACAUACAGAGGGCAACCGAGAUAUACAAGAAGCUUGUGAUUCUUCUGCAUCAUCUACACAAUUGAGACAUGUUGCAAAGAAAUCUUCCUCUGAGGUUCAGAGGUUCAUGGAAGAAGAGGAUGAAAGGCUGGAAGAUGAAGAGAAUGAAGUAGCGGGUCAAGCUCAAAAGGAAAAAGGAAAGAACUCUCCUCCUCUACAGGUCAUUGCUGGCAAGAAUGAAGCCAAUGUUAGCGAUGCAACAGGUUUGAAGAACAAGAGGGAGAUGUUAGGUAAAGAAGGUGAGCCAGAGUUUAUUAUCACUGAUGUCUUUUCUUUAGAAGGGCACUGUGAAAAGGACAGAGAAGAACAGAGAUUUGCAAAGGUCCCCAGAAAGACAUCCAACAACUUAGGAAACUCUCGGCUUGACCAGUGGAAACUAUUGACCAACACACUUAAGAAAAGUGUAAUUGACACACCAGUAGGGUGCAGUGGAACUAAUAUUAUUCCAUGCUACCCCCCUCCAACAUAUACUGAUUAUCAGGAACACCAGGGUCUCUCACUUCUGGGCCUCAACUACCCAAAAAGCGGCAACCUCUUCUCCUACCUGAACCCCACCAUGACAAGUGGCACUGCUCAGUUACCCUUCUUGGCCUCUACAGCUCAGCUAAUGCAUCCAGCACAUUUCUCCCAUUUUCAAGCUUUACAAAAUACCGAACGUUCUUCAUUUAUUCCCCAGUUCUACUACCCUUUGCUUUUCGACCAUACAUUCAGCACAUCCGACACCAAGAUUACAGGAAAACCAAUGAACCAAGGUCAACCAGGAAACAUGGCAUUCACCACCAAUGCAAAGGCAAAGGCCCCUGUGGAACCUCAGAAGAUCUGUCUACUCAAACCCCAAGAAGCUAAUAGCCAACAUGCCUGGGGGACAGGGGAUAAGCAGCAAAACCCAACAGUGGCCCACAACAAGCCAACACAAGAAGGAGAGCCAAAAUGGGUCCCCAAUGCAGUAAGGGAAAUCAUCCAACAACAGAAAGAGAUUUUGGGUGUUUAUGGGUUGCAAGCCUCCAGAAUAAAUGAAAACUCCACACAUAAAGAGACAACUGAGGAAUCUCUAUGGGAAAAAGCAAGCCCUACAAGAUGUGUCAAGAGGAAGACAUGGCUGGACAGAGAUAAGCCAGAAAUUAUAACUGACCAGACCACAUCUUCACUAGAAGGAGACAGAACCUUCCAUAAGAGCUCUUGUUCUCCCAUAACCUCUCCUGAUCAAUGGAGGGAGAAAAGCCCAGUGAAUGAGGUGGCCAGUAAGAAGAGAAGAGGAUCCGAGCCAACUCCAGAAAAUUCAGACCCUAUGGCGUUCAAUGCGUCUCUGCUCAUUGGAGACCUCUCCAGAACCCUUGAAGAAUAUGGGAGGGUGGAACGGAAGCUGGCCAAUCUGGCAUCUGACGACAGCGGGCGACAGAAAACUCUGUCAGAACACCUUGGCAAGAUAAGACUGGAGCUGCUGCACAUCCACCACGCUCUGGAGAAGGCAUCCUGUACACACGAAGGACCACUAGACCUUUCAGUCAAAAGGGCUGAAGAUGUGAUCAAGGAAGAUCCAGAAAAGGUCCAACCACGUGUGGAUCCACUAAUAAUCCCUCCUCCUGUGUCCUCUCCUAAACAAGUAGUGAAAGUAGAACUUUUGCCCCCAGAGCUGGUGACAUGUUAUGUACGUCCCACCAAGUGUGAGGCUGAUUCCAGUGUGCUGGUCUGCCCAGAUGGCAGAAUUGGUAGCACUGGGGCUGCACCAGCACAGGGACCUGCACUGGAGCAUAUCCAGUUGGGUAUAGAGCAAUUACGGAGCCCAGUUCUUCUUUUUCGGGCUGUUCUGACCCUGUUUGAGAUCACAAUGGUAUCUUGA